AUGCACACUUCAAGUCUUACCUCUCCUCCCACCGGCAGCCCUAUCAGAGGGCCUAAUCCUGACCAUCCAAGCAGGAAGGGACGUGCCACUGGUCGUGUUCAGAGGAAACUCGAGAAGGGUUCAGAUAGCGCCCCCAUUCAGUCUAGGACUUCAAGUCGUCAUCUUUCACUGGGCAAAUGCUACAAAUGUCCAAGCUCGCCACCUUCAUCUGACAUUACCUAUGAUUCCUCAGAUGAUGAUGUAAUCGCUCCCAUAACCCCUCCCCCCAUACUUCGCGAUCUGGCUCAUUAUGUCAAGGGCGCAAAAGAAAGACCCGAGACCUAUAAGAGAACUAAUCCUAAUGUCAUAGAACGCCUCUGUGGUGAGGAGUGUCCGGGAUGCAAUGGUUCUACGACUUCGUUGGACAAUCCAAGGUCGUUCCAGGACAAAGCUAGACUGGCACGCAGAGUAAAGAGCCUGUCUCCCGAGGCCCGUGCUCAAGCUGCAGUCGCUAUCGGAGCUAAUGUUGAAUGGAGACAUGCGCGUGCUGUGGCAGCAGCUUUGCAAAUCGACGCAAUUGUACAACACAAAAAGUUCAUGUUCUUGACUCUUGAGCACGAAGCUAAAACAUACGUCAAUGCCCUCUCGGAACCGUUCGAAACCUCGAUUGAGAUGCUGGUUAACUGUACAGCCAGUGAACUCGACAAUCGUGAAAACUGUAGUGUUGCCGCAUACCAGGUUGAGUUGGAUCAGUUCAAUAUAGCUGACAAAGAGCUGGAUCACACCGAGAGUGAGAUAUUGCCACAAGUUCGGACGAAGACAAUCUUGGCGGUAGUUUUGGCUCUAUGUGUGGAACCUCAAGAGAUUCCAACGAGUCCGAUGACUGACAUUCGAAGUCUAAUGCUCAGUGUCCCUAUUGUAUCUCUGGAGUUACUAACGAAUGCCCUGGUAUGGGAUUCGGAUCGAAACCUAUUUUUAACGGUCGCAUUUGGUAGUUUAUUUUCAAGAAGUCCCGCAGAGAGCCGCAGAGUCGUGGCACCCACGAAGCACUUCGGCUCCCACAUGUUGAGAAGCAAAAGACCCACAAUCUUGAUUCUUCGCUUGUCAGAAGAAAGUUUGAUGCUUACGAAUCGGAGCCUGACCAGUGACCACAAACCUCUCAGAGAUUUAGCUGUACCACUCUAUCGACUCAAUGGGCCAUUGAGUGACUGUUCAGGGGCCAGCCUCAAGGCCAACUUGACUCAACGGAGUACUAACAACACGAAAAAGGUCAUUUUCUUGGAAUGGCUCAUUGGGAGCAAAACGGUGGCCAGUGGCCCUAUCCAGGACACAGUCACGUCUACGCCUGGAUUCAGGCUGGCGUCUGAAAUCUUGCCAGCACACAAUGUGACCACAGCCUCAGGCGGUGGUGAGCGCUCAGGUUAUUCUGACCCCCACUGGCAGGACCGCGUGGGAGCAGCCAGCAGCCAUUCAAGUUUUGACUCCCAAUACAACGAAUUACAGCUAGGGUAUACUUCUCAGGCUGCCGCUGACGUGGCUACCUAUGACCACAAUAAUUCCUAUUCACAGGAUUCCCUAGGUGGUAGCCAACACCAGCCUUUGGCGUCCGAUAUUCCCGGAGUGUCAAACACAGCAUCCUACAGCUUCCAGUUGCCCCACUCGCAGGAUCCCACUGCAGGUGGGAGCCAGCACCCGCCUCCGGUUUCUGGAAUACCCACCCUUAUUACGUCCUAUACUACAUAUCAGAGUUCCAGCUCGCAGCCUGCUGUAGACUCGGAUGGUAGCCAACACCUGCCUCUUGCUCCUGGAAUGGCUGCGCCCAUUACGCCCUAUAUGUACCAAGGUUUAAGCUUGCAGGAGCCUGCAGCUGGCCAGUAUCAGUUUUCUGUUACGCCUCUGCCCAAUAUAGCUUCCCACAACGAUUACAACCCCUACCUGCAGGAACAAGCCAGUAGCAGCCGCAAUAUGAGCUUACAACCUGUGCAACAGUUUGCUACAGAAGGCAGAUUCUAUCGAGCUAUCAGCAGUCACCUCCACCACAGCUCUUCUAAUGCAUGCCAGAAUGUCCUGCACGAAUCAGCUCCGUCACAAACCUCCCUAAAUUCGACGUCUUCCGAUCCUAUUCAGAUUCAAGCGGCUCAAACUCAGUCGACUUUGUCGGGUUUGGGCGCCCACAUCCCUAACGACGAAGGUUGCCGUCCCACUGAUCUUCAAACUAAAAGUAUGUCCGAUAGGUUAGGUUGGACUAGGAACGCAAACCAGGGUGUCGCACAUGCAUCCCAACCUGAAAGUUUGUUCAAUAGGUUGGGCCGGACUAGAAACAUAAUCCAAAGGAUCGCACACGGAUCCCCAUAUAAGGCGCCCCCUCCUUCCAUACCACCGCAAUCCAGUCGAUCAAUCUUGAUAUUGUCGUCAACACUCGACGAUGUGAAGAAAGGUGCAUCAAUACGCAUGACAACAAGUCUAUUCCAAAACUCUCUUUUUCCGUCUAUGGAGAACAUUAACGAGUGGGCUCAGUCAGCGCUUGAAUGUGCGGCUGCUGCGCACGAUGAGAACAAGAGGGAACUUGGGCAGUGGAUAAAGAGGAGAGAAGGGCUCAACACUCUUUCGCAACUCAAGCGCACCGUCAAAAGGCUCCACUCGAACUCCCGGGACUAUGCUGAGGGAUUUGUGGCAGGAGCAUUCGGUCUAUCCUUCGACAUGUCCAAGGCAGCGACUGAUAUCACGCCAUCGCGACAAGCUUAUGCGACCCUUUUGUUGUUGACCAAUGAAUUCCUAGACACAUUCGUCCAGCGGAUGCAAAAUGGGCAACUCAAGUGGUUUCGUGUCCCAUUCGCGCACCCUGGCAUUAUCGGGAUGGUGGAAUACAUGCUUGUUAAUCAGCAAUUCCGUCGUCACAUAGAAUUCGAUUCUCCUGACUGGGAAUCACGCCUCAUAAAUGUCAUCGCCCUGGCAGGAAUGAUUGCUCGCUGGGUGGUGAGCAGAUACUCAGUCAACGGCUGGUUCAAAGAGGCAGAACUUUACACACUGGCAAAUGAAAAGUAUCAUACCGAGUUGAAAACUCGGAUGUUUUCGUUGUCAGUUAGAAUAGUCAUAUCAUAUGCAUGGAAUGGGCAAGACAGAUGA
Suillus fuscotomentosus is the source of this 3105-nucleotide messenger RNA. RefSeq lists its product as uncharacterized. Lineage: Eukaryota; Fungi; Basidiomycota; Agaricomycetes; Boletales; Suillaceae. Bases 1 to 3105 code for a protein of 1034 amino acids. The record is from RefSeq and is a predicted model, not a curated record. The transcript has 14 exons.